Messenger RNA from Zea mays, 1549 nucleotides. RefSeq names its product probable purine permease 11. Gene Ontology annotation, cellular component: membrane. The record is from RefSeq and is a predicted model, not a curated record. Lineage: Eukaryota; Viridiplantae; Streptophyta; Magnoliopsida; Poales; Poaceae. Bases 172 to 1290 code for a protein of 372 amino acids. Gene Ontology annotation, molecular function: purine nucleoside transmembrane transporter activity. The transcript has 2 exons.
GACGCAUGCUAGAGCUAGCUACCCCUGUUCUAUCUCUUCUCACCAGAGCGUAGCGCGUGGUGGCGUCGCGAUUUUUCUGCCUCUCUCAGCUAGCUUUCAGCACUCCUCUCGUCUUCUCCUGUCUUGGACGAUCUCGCUGGAAGUGAAAGGUUAUUAAGUGUCUCGGUGAGGAUGGCCGACAACAACACUGGCAACAACGACAGCGGAGGCACCAACGGGAACACCGCCGCCGAGGUUCAGAUACAAAUCCCAGGACCAGCGAAAACCGAAGCUCCAGCAACUCAACAAGAAGGGCCAUCGGGAAGCUCUAAAGCUAAAAACUGGAAAUGGUUUGUGGUGGCAGUGGAUGCUUUGUUCCUCAUUGUUGGUCAGACAUCGGCAACAUUGUUAGGGCAAUACUACUACAGUCAAGGUGGCAACAGCAAGUGGCUUUCGACAUUCGUGCAGACUGCUGGCUUCCCUAUACUGUUCUUCGGCCUGUUCUUUUUCCCUUCAAAGUCGCCUUCCAGCGAAACUCCGGUCGGAAAGAUUGCCACUGUAUACAUUGUCUUGGGGCUUAUCAUAACAGCGGACAACACGAUGUACUCCCAUGGGCUGAUGUUUCUUCCAGUCUCAACCUUUACACUCAUCUGCGCUAGUCAGUUGGCCUUCAACGUCUUCUUCUCAUACGUCCUCAACUCUCAGAAGCUCACCGGUUUGAUCAUGAACUCCGUGGUGCUGCUUACCUUGGCUGCUCUACUCCUUGGAGUCAACCAUGAAUCUCAUGGACCUACCGGUGUCUCAGGAGGGAAGUAUGUGCUGGGUUUCCUGUUGACACUGGGGGCAUCAGGCACCUACUCACUCAUCCUUUCCCUCAUGCAACUUGCGUUCGAGAAUGUGAUAAAGGAACAUACCUUCUCAGGAGUUCUGAACAUGCAGAUAUAUACCGCACUUGUGGCAACUUUUGCUUCUCUCGUUGGGCUAUUUGCGAGUGGAGAAUGGAAGGAUUUAAAGGAGGAGAUGGAUGGUUUCCAGUCAGGACAGUUCUCCUACAUGAUGACACUGGUGUGGGCAUCCGUGUCUUGGCAGCUCGCUUCUGUCGGAGUUGUGGGCUUGGUUUUUGAGGUAUCGGCGUUGUUCUCGAAUGUGGUCAGCACGUUUGCUCUACCAAUUGUCCCUCUUUUUGGUGUGAUGGCCUUUCAUGACAAGAUGAAUGGAGUCAAGGUCAUAGCUAUGCUGAUAUCGAUAUGGGGUUUUGGCUCGUAUCUCUGUCAAAACUAUCUCGAUGCUAAGAAAGCUGGAAGUGCAUAGGGGGAUUCCUAGUGUCUACAAUUUUCUUGUGAUAGAUUGCUCUUUAUCGGUUUAGUUUGUUUCUUGCGAGAUGAUAAGUGUUUAUUACUUAUGUUAAUUUAAGUAUGUUUGUGAAAGUGCUUUCAGCUGUGUUUGUUAGGUGGUGUGAGUCGUACCAUUCAGGUCCUAAGUUUGACUAGUAAUUAUAGGUCUUGGUUUUUUUACUGCAUAUGCGGCAUAUUUGUAAUGGUGUGGGACAUGGAAUAAACAUAAUAUGUCU